This is a messenger RNA of Microthlaspi erraticum, 567 nucleotides long. NCBI's taxonomy places the organism in Eukaryota, Viridiplantae, Streptophyta, Magnoliopsida, Brassicales, Brassicaceae. The record is from the annotation of a GenBank genome assembly.
AUGGGUAUUGAUUUGAUUGCCGGAGGAAAGAGCAAGAAGACGAAGCGUACUGCGCCUAAAUCAGACGAUGUCUAUCUCAAGCUCCUUGUCAAGGUGUACCGAUUUCUGGAGAGGAGAACGGGGAGCAAGUUCAGUGCUGUGAUUCUGAAGCGGUUGUUCAUGAGCAAAGUGAACAAAGCGCCAUUGUCUCUCUCUCGUCUGAUCCGAUUCAUGGAUGGAAAGGAUGGAAAGAUUGCUGUUCUUGUUGGCGCUGUAACUGAUGACGUAAGAGUCCACGAUGUUCCUGCUCUUAAAGUGACCGCACUGAGGUUCACCGAGAGAGCUAGAGCAAGGAUCGAGAAGGCUGGUGGAGAGUGCCUGACAUUUGAUCAGCUCGCUCUCCGUGCCCCACUUGGUCAGAACACGGUGCUACUGAGAGGUCCUAAGAACGCACGUGAAGCAGUGAAGCACUUUGGACCAGCACCUGGAGUGCCACAUAGCCACAGCAAACCUUAUGUGCGUAACACUGCUGGUACAAAGUUUGAGAGAGCCAGAGGAAGAAGAAAGAGCAGAGGCUUCAAGGUCUAA